GGCGACUCUGCUCGGUUCCGCCCGGCCCUGAGGGGACACUGACGGGGCAGGGGGUUUGUGGAAGCUCCCCCCAGCCGGGCAGCCCGGACUCCGAACGCUGUGUCCUCCUGGGAGGCGGGGGCUGCUGGUGCCGGCUGCUCCCGGGAUUUCUACUCUUCAGUUAAUACUACAUCACAGUUCCUGUCCUGUUGACCUUCAUCAGGGCCAAGCAACUGGAGACUUAAGCUAUAACAAGACUGCAAAAAAAAAAAAAAAGGACUGGAGCAAGAAGACGUGAUGUAUUCCUCUUUCACUUUCCUGCUAGGUUGCAAGAAGACCCUCCUGUGGGUGUCAGUGGUGCACCGUCUGAGAAUAAUAUAAUGCAGUGGAAUGCAGUUAUAUUUGGGCCAGAAGGGACGCCUUUUGAAGAUGGUACUUUUAAACUAGUAAUAGAAUUUUCAGAAGAAUAUCCAAAUAAACCUCCGACUGUUAGGUUUUUAUCAAAAAUGUUCCAUCCAAAUGCGCUCCUGUCUGUGCAGACACGUCUCGAGUUGAAGCAGGGAACUGAUCAAGCCCAACGUUACUCGUUUCUGUCAGUUUAUGCGGAUGGUAGCAUAUGUUUAGAUAUUCUUCAGAAUCGAUGGAGUCCAACAUACGACGUUUCAUCUAUUUUAACUUCAAUUCAGUCUCUGCUUGAUGAACCUAAUCCAAACAGUCCGGCGAACAGCCAGGCAGCACAACUUUAUCAGGAGAACAAACGUGAAUACGAGAAAAGAGUUUCAGCUAUUGUCGAACAAAGUUGGAAUGACUCGUAACAGCUGCUUCGUUACUCUCCAUCCUCAUAAUCAUUAUGUACAAUUUAACUCUCAAUAGAAAGGCUACCAGAAAUUUCAAGUGCCACAGCUCUAAGAAUUUGCAUAAAAACUCAUCUGCAAACAGAAUUAAGCCCUCCAGUUUAGGAAACUUAAAAGCUUGUGUAUCUUGAUUAACGUACUUUUUAUUGCAUGGUAUGAACUAAGUUAUUGCUACAUAAAUUUGUAAUAUAUCCUGUUUGUAUUUUUUUUCCAAGUGUAUAAUGUUGGUGUGGAGUUUUCAUGACAGAAUAUACACAUUUUGUAAAUCUGUACUUUUUCAAAUAUUGAAUGCCUUAUUUUUGAAUUCUUUAGAUUUUUAAAUUGGAGAAAAAGCACUUAACAAAGUUUUUAUAUAUAAAUAUUUCAUGUAAAACUGUUAAAUACAUAACCUCAGUGCAAGACA
Cygnus olor (mute swan) is the source of this 1236-nucleotide messenger RNA. It is a transcript of the gene UBE2B, whose product is annotated as ubiquitin conjugating enzyme E2 B. The record is from RefSeq and is a predicted model, not a curated record. NCBI's taxonomy places the organism in Eukaryota, Metazoa, Chordata, Aves, Anseriformes, Anatidae. The transcript is spliced from 8 exons. Gene Ontology annotation, biological process: DNA repair; proteasome-mediated ubiquitin-dependent protein catabolic process; protein polyubiquitination. Gene Ontology annotation, molecular function: ubiquitin conjugating enzyme activity. The coding region runs from base 360 to 794 and encodes 144 amino acids. Gene Ontology annotation, cellular component: HULC complex.